CCGUGCGGUGGCGACGUGCCGAGUCGACGCGAUGUGUUUGAUGUAUGCUUGCGGGGCUCUACGCGCGUCGCUUCACGGCUCUGCAAGCGAGAGUGCCAGUGCUCUGAGAUGAUUUGCUCCGCAGCUGCGGCACGAGCCGAACGCAGCGCUGCGCAAUUACAAGAGCACGUACGGAACGGUGCGUCAACAACCUCGUUUGCUGUCUAAGGCGCUAGAUGGCCUACAGCCCAGAGCACUUUUGCUGUGCAGGCAGAGCAAAAGCCGAUGGUGUGCUAACUCAGCGCGAGUCGCCGCACCGCUCUCCAGACGCUGCGACAAGGACGCACGGAUACCAUUGAUCACAGCGCAGCGCUGAGCUGGAAAGCGACGACGUCUGCCGCUCGCACCAAAUGGCAGCCCAAACACUGGCAAGCAAAAGCACCGCCAUCGUAGAAGGCACCGCCCUCGUCGCCGGCGCCACACGACAACUCACCGGCCGCCUCGCGUUCAGCGGCACGGGCCUGAGCUUCUGGGGCGGCGUCGAUCCCGUCAGUGGCAAAGUUAUCGACGAGAGGCACCCGUUGUGCGGGAGACGAAUCACCGAUAGCAUCCUGGCCAUUCCUUCCGGAAGAGGGAGCUGCACGGCGUCGCAGAUCGUGCUCGAGCUCGUCCUGAACAACACGGCCCCGAGGGCGAUCGUGUUGAGAGACCGCGACGCCGUCGUGGCCGUCGGCGCCCUGGUGGCGCGCGAGUUCUUCGGUGCGAUCCCGCCACUCAUCUUGGCGUGUACGGAUUUCGACGCGUUGGAAAGCUUGGACGGCGAAUUCGUUUCAGUGACGGCAGACACAGCAGCACUACCACUCCCUCAAUUAACAGAAGCGGACCAAGCCGCUUUGGACGGUGCAAAUGGCCCCGCGGUGCAGCGGGCCAUGAGGAUCGUCGUCGAAACGGCGAGGAUCCAAGGGGCGGCAUCACUGGUCGACGUCGCCGCGGCGCACAUCGACGCUUGUACCUACGUCGGGCCGGGCGGCCUCGCCUUCGCCGAGAAGCUCGUCGAGCUCGGUGGUAGUGUCAAAGUGCCGACGACCACCAACAGUUGUUCGGUGGACCGCCGCAACUGGCGCCGCCUGGGCGUUUCUGAGGAACUGGGAGAGCCCGCGUCGCGCGUCGCCGACGCGUAUGUCGCCUUGGGCUGCACUGACAGCUUCACGUGCGCGCCCUACUUGCUAGAGUCGGCGCCCUCCCAGUCCACACAUGUAGCGUGGGGCGAGAGCAACGCCGUCGUCUACGCCAACUCCGUGCUUGGUGCGAAAACACAAAAAUACGCCGAUUAUUUGGACGCGUGCGCGGCUCUUACCGGAAGGGCGCCGCUAGCGGGAGCUCACAUCGAGCGGGACGCAUCGGUAGAUAUUGUGUGUGACCUGAGUGCGGGCGAGAACGACUUCUGGCCGCUCCUGGGUUAUGUGGUGGGCCUGCAGGCCGGUUCCAAAAUUCCUUAUGUAAGGUUGGAGGCGUCGCCCUCCCGAGACGACCUCAAGGCGUUUGCCGCGGCCUUCGGCACGACCAGUGGAGCGCCGCUCUUCCACGCGCCGUGGACGCCUCGUAUCGGUUUGAUCGAGCGGCCCCGGCCGUCCAUGACAUUGAGCGAAGGCGACCUCGCGACGGCCUGGGCCGAUUUAUGUAAAGGCGAAGGCGACGUCGAUUUGAUAGCGCUCGGGAGCCCUCAUUUAUCAUUGGAUGAGUUGGAGGCCUUGGCGUCAUAUGUCGCAGGCGAGAAGAAGCACGACGCCGUGCGAGUCGUCGCGACGCUCGGCGGCGCCACGCGACGAAAAGCUUCGAGCGACGCGUUGAAAGCCCUCGACGCGUUCGGCGUCGAGCUCGUCGAGGACACGUGCUGGUGCAUGCUCACCGUCCGUCGUGCCGCCUUCUUCCGGAAAGUUGGCGCUGACGGACUCCGCGAAGUACGCGCACUACGCGCCCGGUCUGGUCGGCCGCCGGCCGCGGCUGGCUUCUAUGUCUCGUUGCGUCGCCUCGGCUAUUUCCGGGCGCUUCGCGGCGCGGCGGCCGGCGUGGCUUCAGUCGCGCCGGGGUUUCGCGGCGGCGGCGCGGCGCGUCUUGUUGGUGGUGCGUUAGUGUUGUAAUCCUUUGUUGGUUG
Pelagomonas calceolata is the source of this 2134-nucleotide messenger RNA. The record is from the annotation of a GenBank genome assembly. Lineage: Eukaryota; Pelagophyceae; Pelagomonadales; Pelagomonadaceae.